Molecule: messenger RNA, 712 nt
Organism: Caenorhabditis elegans
Lineage: Eukaryota; Metazoa; Nematoda; Chromadorea; Rhabditida; Rhabditidae
Gene: gst-9
Product: putative glutathione S-transferase 9
Cellular component (GO): cytoplasm
Molecular function (GO): glutathione transferase activity
Source: RefSeq, marked reviewed
AAAAUGGUUUCCUAUAAACUAAUUUAUUUUCAAUCUCGUGGAAAUGGAGAAAUCGCUCGUCAAGUUUUCGCUUUUGCCGGCCAAGAAUUUAUUGAUGAGCGUAUUUCUAAAGAGCAGUGGGCAGAAAUUAAAAAUAUGACCCCAUUUGGACAAGUUCCAGUUCUAGAAGUUGAUGGAAGACAACUGGCACAAUCGAUUACAAUUGUUCGGUAUCUAUCAAAACAAUUUGGAAUUUCUGGAAAAUCAUCAUGGGAAGAAGCUCAAGUUGAUGCUCUCGGUGACCAAUUCAAGGAUUAUCGUGUUGAAGCACGGCCAUUCUUUAGGGCCAAAAUGGGAUUUUCCGAUGGAGAUGUAGAUCAACUUUACAAAGAUUUAUUCGUUCCGGCUUUCAAUAAAAUGUACUCAAUUUUCACUGAAUCUUUGAAAUCCAGUGGAAGUGGUUUCCUUGUUGGAGAUUCUUUAACUUGGAUGGAUUUGGCCAUUGCUCAACAUUCAGCUGAUCUCUUGGAAGCAGAUGGAAAAAUUCUUGAUACAUUCUUGGAGAUGAAAGAUCAUCAGAAGAAAAUUCAUAGUAUUCCAAAUGUUAAAAAAUGGAUUGAAAAAAGACCAGUUACAUCUAGAUAAAUUAUAGAACUAUUUAUUUUAGUGUUCAUUUUUAUCUACCUCGUAAAAUAUACCAAGCUAUCAAACAAUAAAUAAACCAUUAUAUAAU